AUGGGUCAGAAACAAUUGAAACGGAAUUUCGGCUUCUGGAUACCUAUUAAAAAAAACAAAGUUCACGUCGUAUCAAAAUUUCAGCCUGUCAGUAAGCAAGCUACGUUUCAGAGGUCCCUAAAAAUGACACUGAUAAUAGGGCAAUUGUUCUCACUGAUGCCUGUGACUGGUAUCUUCAGCAAUGACACCUCAAAUGUAAGAUUUGUCUACACGUCUUGGAGGUGUUUGUACGCUUUUCUGACGCUGUUUGGACAAUUCUUCAUGACGGUGAUGUGCAUCCAUAAAGUAGCUCAUACAACUACUUCACUCAAUGGGAAUGCUCCAGUAAUAUUCUACGGGACUACCUGCAUCACGAUGGUAAUGUUCUUCCACGUGGCCAGAUCCUGGCCUGGUCUGGUCAAACACAUCGCUAAGAACGAGGAGAUAGAUCCGAACUUCGAUCCGGUGUUAACAAAUAAAUGUAACAUCACUUGUGCUAUAGUACUAAUGUUGGCUUUACUGGAACACAUCUUAUCGUUGUUAUCAGCGUUUGCUGGAGCCAUGGUGUGUCACCCAAACAAAGCAUUUUAUGAGGGUUUCGUGACGCAUUCCUACCCGUGGGUGUUCAACGUACUGCGUUACUCUCCUCCUUUUGGAGCUAUUACUCAGUUCCUUCACUUCCAGGCUACUUUUAUAUGGAACUUCUCCGAUUUAUUUGUUAUAUGCAUGAGCUACUACCUCACCUCGCGACUCCAGCAUAUCAAUGGGAAGCUCCUGGCUGCACAAGGAAAGUAUUUACCCGAAGUGUUUUGGAAGACGACCCGUGAAGACUACUGCCGUGCCACACAGCUGGUCCGCCGAGUUGACGAAGUUAUCAGUGGCAUCGUGUUCAUCUCUUUCGCUAACAACCUAUUCUUCAUCUGCUUGCAACUGUUCAACACUUUGGAGGAUGGCAUUAAAGGCACUGGAGAAUGUAGCAGUCGAUCAAAGGCGACAUCUGUAAAACUUCUUGGAGGCUACGAAGCGGCUACUUAUUUUCUAUUCUCUUUGGUGUAUCUAAUCUCAAGAUCGAUAGCCGUUUCAUUGAUAGCCUCUCAAGUGAAUGCGGCGUCUAUGGUGCCGGCGCCAGUGCUGUAUGAGGUGCCAUCACCAGUAUACUGUGUUGAGGUCCAAAGAUUCUUGGACCAAGUCAACGGCGAUAACGUUGCAUUGAGUGGUCUUCAGUUCUUCAGCGUCACAAGAGGACUUCUCUUAUCAGUAGCUGGCACAAUAGUGACGUACGAGCUAGUGAUGGUCCAGUUUACGACGCCAUCGCCGCCGGCGGUCAGCAACUCAUCAUCAAUUAUGGCCAACCUGACAUCAACUGCGAUGCCUACGAUCACUACAGGAUAAAUAACCUCAAACAGUCUCAAAAAAAGUCA
Messenger RNA from Ostrinia nubilalis (European corn borer), 1400 nucleotides. RefSeq names its product gustatory receptor for sugar taste 64f-like. Gene Ontology annotation, biological process: sensory perception of chemical stimulus; detection of chemical stimulus involved in sensory perception of taste. Gene Ontology annotation, cellular component: membrane. Lineage: Eukaryota; Metazoa; Arthropoda; Insecta; Lepidoptera; Crambidae. Gene Ontology annotation, molecular function: taste receptor activity. The transcript has 11 exons. The coding region runs from base 1 to 1371 and encodes 456 amino acids. The record is from RefSeq and is a predicted model, not a curated record.